AUGGGUGCCGCCGAGCCUGAGACUGAGAAAGAACAAGCACCACCUCCGCAGGAUGAUUUUCCAGAGGGCGGGAUUAGGGCAUGGGGAGUUGUUGCUGGGGCGUUUUGUGUGCUGUUUUGCACGUUUGGGUAUUUGAAUGCUUAUGGUGUAUAUCAGGAUUAUUACCAGGGCCACCAGCUGAGCCAUGAGUCGUCGUCUACUAUCUCGUGGAUUGGAUCGGUGCAGGUAUUCUUUCUGUAUGCUGGAGGUGUGAUAGGAGGACCGUUAUUCGACCGGAUAGGUGCUACUGUCAUAAUCCCCCCAGCACUACUCCUCGUCUUCGCCGUGAUGAUGACAUCCCUGUGCAAAGAGUACUAUCAAUUCAUGCUCGCCCAGGGAAUCCUCGGCGGUCUAUGCUGCGGUAUGAUGUUCGCUCCGGCAAUGGCUGCUGUUGGACAGUACUUUAGAAACCGUCGAGCACUGGCUAUGGGGAUAGCUGUUAGCGGAUCAUCGCUUGGUGGUGUGAUUUUCCCGAUUGCUUUGAACAAUCUGUUCCAGACACGCAGUAUCGCGUUUGGUUGGGGAGUGCGUAUUGCAGGUUUUAUUAUCCUAGCGCUUCUGGUGAUUGCAUGCGCAACAGUCCGCCGAAGACUCCCUCCCCGUAAGGGAGAUAUAUUGGUAUUAUCAGCCUUCCGCGACCCCAGCUACAUCCUAACAAUCGCCUCCCUCUUCUUCCUUAUCUGGGGCAUGUUCACCCCCUUCUUCUACAUCGACACCUACGCCACCUACCGCGGCAUGUCCCCCCGCCUCGCCUCCUACAUGCUCUCCAUCCUCAACGCCGCCUCCAUAAUCGGCCGCAUAAUCCCCAGCCUCCUAGCCGACCACUUCGGCAACUUCACCCUCCUCUCCAUCUCCGGCUUCUGCACGGGCGUCCUUCUACUCUGCUGGAUAGCCAUCAAAUCGAACGCCGCGAUUAUCGUGUUCGCGGCGCUGUAUGGGUUUUGUUCGGGGGCGAUUGUGUCGUUGCUGUCGCCUUGUAUUGCGCAGAUUGCGCCGCAUCCGAGCUUGAUUGGGGCGUAUUUGGGGAUGGCGUUUUUGAUAGUAGGGGUUUCGGGGUUGACGGGGACGCCGAUUUGUGGGGCGUUGAUCGAUGGGUAUGGGUGGUGGGCUGCUAUGGUAUUUAGUGGGGUUGCUGUUUUUGUAGGAGCGGGGUUGGUGCUUGUUACGAAGUGGAGUUUGAGGCGGAAAAGGAGGGAUUAG
Aspergillus glaucus CBS 516.65 is the source of this 1239-nucleotide messenger RNA. RefSeq names its product MCT family MFS transporter. The transcript has 3 exons. The record is from RefSeq and is a predicted model, not a curated record. Gene Ontology annotation, biological process: transmembrane transport. Gene Ontology annotation, molecular function: transmembrane transporter activity. Gene Ontology annotation, cellular component: fungal-type vacuole membrane. The coding region runs from base 1 to 1239 and encodes 412 amino acids. NCBI's taxonomy places the organism in Eukaryota, Fungi, Ascomycota, Eurotiomycetes, Eurotiales, Aspergillaceae.